Lotus japonicus is the source of this 423-nucleotide messenger RNA. Its product is annotated as tropomyosin-like. NCBI's taxonomy places the organism in Eukaryota, Viridiplantae, Streptophyta, Magnoliopsida, Fabales, Fabaceae. The transcript has a single exon. The record is from RefSeq and is a predicted model, not a curated record. Bases 1 to 423 code for a protein of 140 amino acids.
AUGACAAAGGGCUUGGAAAUUUCUGCCCUGUCCAAGAUGAUUGAGUUGGAAACGAAUGGCUUUAAUGGUCUUUCUACUGCCAAACAGCUUGAGGACAAAGAGAAAGAAAACACUAAGUUGAAGAACACCAUGAAGCUGUUAGAGAAAUCUAACAUAGUCAAUGAAAAGAAAGCCACCGAUCUGGCUUUAGAACUUGAAAAUCUUAAGAAGAAACUUGAAGAGAAUGACUCUCAUCUUAAAGCGAAAAAUGAAGAAGCCGCCAAGCUAAAAGAUGAGGCUCAACAUUUUUCCUCUGAAAUUGAAAAUUUGAAGAAUACCAACGACAACCUCACUUUCGAACCUUCAUCUCUGAAGUCGUCCAUUUUGGAACAACUUGAAGCCGGCUUUGAACGCAAAAAGCCAAAUCAUUUUCCUCAACCCUGA